This is a messenger RNA of Nasonia vitripennis (jewel wasp), 1136 nucleotides long. Its product is annotated as PE-PGRS family protein PE_PGRS18-like. The transcript has 2 exons. NCBI's taxonomy places the organism in Eukaryota, Metazoa, Arthropoda, Insecta, Hymenoptera, Pteromalidae. The record is from RefSeq and is a predicted model, not a curated record. Bases 118 to 1023 code for a protein of 301 amino acids.
GUGUAGCCAGUCACAGUCCUGUGAGCCUCGACGAGCAUAGGUAUACCUUCACUCGCCAAAGGUAAUCCAUUAGAAUCGGCAACAGUAUUGCUCGACCUGUUGGACCCUCUCGACAACAUGAAGCUUUUGGCUGCACUUCUACUCGGCGUCGUUGCUGCCCUGGCCGCAGCUUCUAACGACAACGUACACGACUCCACGAUUUUGGACACACUCGCAAGAGACAAGAGAAGCCUAGGAGUCGACGAAAGCUUCAAAAAGGACGUGGAAAUCAAAACCAAAGCAGGAACUUCGAUAAAGAUAUCGAAAAGCGUUAGCUACAACGACGGUGGUGCGGUGGCCCAUUUGCCGAUGCUUAUCGACAGCCUUGGCAGCAACAAAGUUCGAGUUCUCCAACAGUUGCAAAACAAGCGCCAUCACGGCGUCGGUGGUGUCGAAGUAGGCGUCGGAACUGGAGGUCAAAUCGGCGUUGGUGGAGAUAUAGGUGCCGGUUUUGGCGGAGACAUCGGUACUGGAAGCCAUGUUGACGUUGGCACUGGAGUCGGUGGAAAUGGCCAUGUUGCUGUAGGCGGUCAAAUUGGCACCGGUGUCCAUAUCGGAAUCGGAGGCCAAGUUGGCACCGGUGCUCAGAUCGGUAUCGGAGGUCAGGUUGGCACUGGCGGUCACAUCGUUACAGGAGGUCAAGUCGGCCAUCACGGACUGUUGACCGGUCACCACAAUGGACAAAGUCCUCUUCACGGACUGGCCCAACUCAUUCACUACAAACACGCGCUGAAGAAGCAGAGACUUCUCAAUAUCGCUCAUCACGGCCAGGUCGGCGUUGAAUCUGCUGGACAUCAUCAUGGACUGUUAGCCGGUCACGGUGGACUUCACGGACAGACUGGUGGUCUGAAAUCCUUGCUCGCGCGGAAACACGCACUGCUCGUCGAAAAAAUGUCCAGAAAACUCAUCGCUCUGUCGGCGAACAAGCCCAUCGGCGCGCCGUGCUGCCCCACUGGACCUUGUUGCCCUGGAAAUCAAGGUUGACCUUCUAAUAGCUGUUAUGCUUGAUGAAACUUAUUCGACUAAAAAUAAAACUAUGUACUAUGACUUUUUCACGAUUUUUAAGAAAUAAAGACGAUGCAAAUGUGAAUUUUAAA